Penaeus chinensis is the source of this 1287-nucleotide messenger RNA. Its product is annotated as glucose-dependent insulinotropic receptor-like. Gene Ontology annotation, molecular function: G protein-coupled receptor activity. The record is from RefSeq and is a predicted model, not a curated record. Gene Ontology annotation, biological process: G protein-coupled receptor signaling pathway. The transcript has 9 exons. Gene Ontology annotation, cellular component: membrane. NCBI's taxonomy places the organism in Eukaryota, Metazoa, Arthropoda, Malacostraca, Decapoda, Penaeidae. The coding region runs from base 1 to 1287 and encodes 428 amino acids.
AUGGGUAUAGACAAUAAUGCCACAGUCGACAUCGAUUCCAAGGUCAGUCUCCCAAAACCGAAAGCGAUAAAUGACCCAAGUUCAAUUUUCCUUCCUCAGGUCAUCAUCGCCUUCUGCGUGGCCUCGGGACUGGUCAGCUGCGCAGUGGUCAGCGCCACGCCCUGGGUCAGACGGCCCAUGUCGCCCACGGUCAGGCUGUCGCUGUCUCUCGCCGCUGCUAACACGGUCUUCGCUGCGUCCGUGUCUGUCGCGUUGGUGGUCAACUCGUACCUUCCUUCUGUGCACAACAUCUCGACGGGGAUGUGCGUGCGCCUGACGCUGGAGGCUGUGAGGAUGGGGAGCAUCCUGGUGCAGAUCCUUCACCUGCUGGUCGUGGCACUCAAUCACUACAUUGGCACUCUCCGCCCGCUACACUACGCUGCCACGAUGACGCCCUCUAUCCUAAAGGUCAUCCUAGUGGCACUCUGGAUCAUUCCCAGAGAUCAGAUAAGACUUAAUGUUAUAUCCUUGAGAAUGGUUGGCAUGAUCGUGGCCUUUGCUUCCAUCCCAGGGCAAGGCUACCAGUCAGAGGGUUGCCAGUACAACCAUUUUUACAUCAGUGGGAUAACGUUCCGGAUAGUCUGGACAGCUCUCUUCUUCGGCCCAACGCUCCUUAUCAUCAUAGUUUACUGCCACAUCUUCCACCUGCUCAAGCACAGAGGACCUCACCUGGUCAGCGCCGAACAGAGGAACCAAUUAAGGAGGAACAUCAAGACGGUGAGGACGACGGCACUAAUCGUGGGCACCUUCGUCAUCGGAUGGAGCCCCGCUGUGGUCAAAUUCAUCCUAGUUUGUGAAGAGUGUGUCAUUCAUCCUCAUGAUGUGGACGAGAGUGUGAACAUCGCCAUGGGAGCCACGGUCAACGUCAUCUACUGCCUGAAGGUAUUCACCGACACCUUCAUCUACGCCCUGCGGUUGAGAGACAUUCGGAAGGCGCUGCAGACGAUGUGGGCGCUGACGAAGAUCCGGAUCCUGUUCGGCGGUGAAGGCCGGAUGCCGGUCAGGAACAACACGACAAGGUCCUCCCGCCUCUCGUACACGGCGUCCACCAGGAUCUCGCUCAACUCGCCCGCUCAGCACAGGUUCACCUCCCGCCGCCACGUGCCAGCGAGCCCGAUGGGCGGCUGCCAAACCACGCUCGAGAUCCCGGCCUACCUGAACAACCACAGUGGCUGCGGCUCGCCCUGCCUCAAGGCCAAGGUGGAGGAGACGUCGCUCGACCCCAUCGUCGAGGACGACCGCCCAUGA